UUCCGUGAUCGUCACGCCACACCUCCUGCACCGGCGCGUAGUCUGCGCGCACGUCGUACGAGCGUUUGCACGACGCGGCCGCGCUGUCGAGAGGCGAGCGAAAACGUCGGCGGAGGAUUCCGCGGGAUCGACAUCCGUAAAAGCGUAAGGAGUGCAGGAGGCCUCGUGGAUACGCGCCGUCGACGACGGACAACGACGACGGCCCACCUAUUAUCACGAGUUACGCAACGAGUAAUGUCUAUUAGCGUUACGUUACGUCGAGGUGUAGGUGCAGAUUCGGGCCGAUGACGAUGCACCGCGUUUGCGAGACGCGACAACGUUCAUGAGACAUUCUCGCACGCCCUCGUAACGCAAACGUGUAUUCGCAGGCACAUUUCGUUCUUAUGUCGGAUCGUGGAUCCCCGAAGUCAUCCCGGUAACAAAUGGUGUUGGUCAUUUGGAUUGCGAGAAGUUAGCUGCAAGUGGAGGCGCCUUUCGAGGUUCCGUUAUUCAAAGUGACCACCUUGAACGCUCGUGUCGUUCCCUCGACGAGAGAAUAAGAAAUUACACAAAAUCCGCAACGAGAGUGAGCAACGAUCUCGCUUCGCCACUUUAGACGACGCACGCCGGAUGAACCGUUACAUACGUAACAGACCUCGAAGCUGUAACACGCACACCUCGGUGCAAGAAUACACACAUAUAUACACACACAGACACAGCAGCACUCACGCCAUUUUCGAUCGCUUGCCGAGUGGUGUGAAGUAGACAGCGAGACGACGCUGUGGUAGUGCGUAUCGAGUGCGUUACCCGCCGCCCCCGCACCCCGCCAGCUAGUCCACGGCUAUCGCCGUGAAGUGUGCAUUUAGUGACUGAGAGCUGUGUGUACAUAUAAAUGGCGACCGACGAAAAAUGGUACUUCACGAAGGAACAGCUCGCAAAUACGCCAAGUCGAAGAUGCGGCAUCGAUGCAGACAAGGAGCUGAGCUACCGCCAGCAGGCGGCCAAUUUCAUUCAGGACAUGGGACAACGGCUCAUGGUAUCUCAAUUAUGCAUCAACACAGCCAUAGUAUACAUGCACAGGUUUUAUGUGUUCCACUCGUUGACGCAGUUCCACAGAAAUGCUAUUGCAGUAGCUGCACUCUUUUUAGCAGCAAAGGUAGAGGAGCAACCAAGGAAAUUAGAACAUGUUAUCAAAAUGGCUUAUAUGUGUCUUCACAGAGAACAAGGUCCUGACGGCAGGUCUGAGGCAGGUUUACAUACUCAAUUUCUUGAACAAGCUCAAGACUUAGUGUUCAACGAAAAUGUCCUUCUACAAACGUUAGGUUUUGAUGUUGCCAUUGAUCAUCCCCAUACACAUGUUGUUAGAUGUUGUCAACUAGUAAAAGCGAGCAAGGAUUUGGCACAGACAUCAUAUUUCAUGGCGUCUAACAGUUUACAUCUGACAACGAUGUGUUUGCAAUAUAAACCUACAGUUGUCGCCUGCUUUUGCAUACACCUUGCCUGCAAAUGGUCUAAUUGGGAGAUACCACAAAGCAACGAAGGGAAACAUUGGUUCUGGUACGUGGAUAAAAGCGUAACUUCGGAACUGCUGCAGCAAUUGACAGCAGAAUUUCUUCACAUAUUCGACAAAUGUCCGUCGAGGUUGAAGAAGAAGAUUAUGAGCAUAUCCGCAAACCAGAGCCCGAAUAUGCAUCACCCGAGCUUGUCGAAUUCCCCAUUUGAUACCGAGCCUCAUAAAAUUCAAUCUCCGGCAACGACGUUGGACGGCGGCGGAUCUGCUUCUCACUCGAGUCGGCCGCAUCACUCACAGGAGAAGCAAGAGAAACCAGACGACAAGAAAGCAGGCGUGGCUUCAUCGUCGUCGAGGCCGAUUGAUUACCGCGAGUAUCGGGAGAAGAAGGAGCGCGAACGCCUUGAGAGAGAAAAGGCUGCGCCCGCAUCGACGAGCACGCAGGGUCACAUCACUGAUCCUAGCAAGCAUCACUCGCAUCAUCACAAAGCCGUGGCGAAUGCGAGUGUGCCGAAUAAGCAUCAGUUGCCGUCAGUGCAGAAGUCGAGUCUUCAUCACAAUCAUCAUCACAGACCCGACAUGAAGGUGAAUCAACCGGUUUCGCAGAGACACUCGGCCGGUACACAAGCGAGAGAGGCCAGCCGCGAUCCUAAUCGACAGCGGUUGCCAAGAGAGUACAAUGUCGGCGGCACAAGUACCGGUGUCGCGCAUCCUUCGAGAGACGUUAGCUUAGACGCCGCUCUCGACGCCGUGGCUCAUCGAACAGAGGCAGGAACCACGCAAGAUACGAACCACGGUAACUCGCAAGAAAAGCCGUCGAGCAAUAACAACUACAACCUGCACAGACUGAACGCGCUCGACGGCAAACAGCAACCAUAUGAUAAAAGGAUGCACGACCCCAGGCACAGCAAACCUGCCGACCAUAAAAAGGACAGCGAGCAAAAGACAUAUGGCGGCAAGUAUCCGGAUCUCGCUUCCAGGGUCGACCGACAACAACGCAAAUCGGAUAUCUUGGAGCAGAAGUGCGAGGAAGUGCGGAAGCUCAUCGAGAAGCCACUUCCGCCGCCGCCGAAACCAGCGGAGGUGCCGUACAUGUUGAAUGCGCAAAAACAAGCGCAUCACAGCAAGUACGAUAAGUCGUUGAGCGCUUCGCACACGGCCGACGUGAAGCACUCAGCGAUGGGUCAGGGCGCGCUGCCACAAGACAAGUCACCCAGCGCGCCCACACUCGUUUCCGCUGCGUCUCAAGUCUCGCAGAAGAGCACGCCAGCCAGAAGUGCACAUAAUCAGCACUCGGCUUACGGCGUGUCUCAAAUCUUGAAAGACACCAUCAAGAACGGCAGUUCCCAGGCGUGUCUAUCCACAUUGAACAACGUGGAUGAUUCGAAACCAGAAAAACGACCAAGGAUGCACGACGACUCCGAGAAGACAUCUGUCGACGUGCAGCAACUGACGCCACCCACCAGCCGGCAUAGGUCGCUUUUCAGUCCAGAGGCGCCGACCACGAGGGAACCUCACGCGCAACGGCCUAAAUCGAAACAGAGGACACCGCCCUCUGCGGCGAGGGCCAUAAAACAAGAGCGCGUGUCGCCGUUCGCAAGUCCACCGACAACGCAGCAACAGGACUCAUCGGCGAUGAAGCGGCCGUCCAAUGACAGCAUGACGGCGCCGCCACACAAGAGGCCGCGUACCACCAGUACCGGCGAGAAUACCGGCGAGCACUCGGUGAAAGUAAAGACCGAGGAUCCAUCUAGCCUGGAGGCCAUGAGGAUGCUCGGUCGCGUACCCGAGCUGAUCCAACCGAUUCGCGAUGCUCCGCUGUCGACCACCAGCGGCCGAACCAGCUCUUCGGCGAUCAUCAGCGCUGACGUGAAGCCGUCAGAGCAAUUGGUGAAAUACGAGCUGGACGCGAUAGUGCCUCGCCUCAACGCGACAAUGACACAACAUAAAGUGUCGUCGAUGAGCGUGCAGACACUGCCAAACGGCUUGGAUCCGAAUGCAGUGGUGAAACAGGAACCUCUGGAGCAUCACGUGAAAAAGGAACCGCACAGAAUCCAGCAGGCGGUUACCACCGUGAAGUCCGAGCAUCCACAUUCCCACUCGCAACAGCCGAGGCUCGAGUAUUCCCCGAUGAAGUCCGCGCAAAGUAUCAGCGCGUUGCUGCAAGAGCCACUAGCCCCGAUGCCGUCGUUGCUGCAGACAGCAAUGCAGCAGCAGCAACACGGCCAGACUCACAAUCAGCAGAUGCAUUCGGACCUCCUACAACAACAGUCCGCUAUUCAUCUACUGACGAACCAACAACUCCCGAUGACAACCUCCAGCAGCUUGUCCGUGUCGACCACAAGUGAUACCUCGUCGAUAAUCUCGACGGUCGACAUGAGUGCUCUCUCGUGCGUGCCGCUCACACAUCGACCGAGCGGCACAGAGCCAACGUCCGUCUCGCUUCCGGUCGUCCCUCCAACGCCAGCGGUGCCUGCGCCCGAGGAGAAACGAUCGGAUCACCACAAAAGCGAGAAAAAGAAAAAAGAGAAAAAACACAAGCAUAAGGAUAAGGACAAGAGCCGAGAGAAACACAAACACAAGCACAAAGACAAGGACAAGGAGAAACAUCGGGAGAAAGACAAAGAACGGAGCGAGGAGACUCCGUCGGCGGCGCCCAUCAAGAUCACUAUUCCCAAGGAUAAGCUGAACUUGAGUACGGAAGCGCCGCCGAGUACGAACAUCGCGGCCGGUAGCAGUGCGGCGUUACCGGACAAGAACAAGUCGCCGCAGAGCACGGGACUAAAGAUCAAGAUCCCGAAGGAGCGACUCAAGGGGGCUGACAGCAUGCCUAGUUCACCAGCACAGCCGAUGGUCCAGGGACCUCUGAAAAUCAAGAUACGGACUGACAGUAUCGCCAGGGGUUCCACAGCACCGACUUCGCUGUCGCCGCAAGCUCCGCUGUCCCAGCUGUCGACGCCAGUGAGCAGCAGUUCGAGCGGCACUGCGAGCAGUUCACACGCAACCUCUGAGUCGGUGAACGAAAGCAUGAGUCGGAAACGUGAGCGGACCGACCAGACGGAAAGCGGGCCGACUACCAGCGGCCAGUCGUCCGCGAAGAAACAGUCGCAGUUAGCUGCAGCGGGCUAUGGCCAGGGACACCGACCUGGAGAACGGCAGAACGGCAGGCAUUAUAGCUCCGGGAGCAGUAAUAAGGAAAGACACACGUCCAGCCAUCACAAAAGCUCUAGCAAGCUGACGCAGUCUCAUCAAUCCCACACGACGUAGUAUGCUGUUGGACAAAGUGAUGACGACUUUCUAGGCAGUUUCCGGAGCUAUUUAUACGUCAUACUGAAGACAACGGGUGCAAUUUGCUAAUUAGCGCGAAGCUUAUUGGACGAAUUGGAAUGUGCCCCAUGAAAUAUUUAAAAAUAGUCGCUCAACUGCUGCGUUUUUCGACAAUGUCGUUUGUUUCCGUUAACAAGGAUCAUUUCUCUCCACUUUUCGUUCUCUCUCUAUCUUUGCUAUCUCAUCAUUCUUUUUUUUUUUCAUCUUCUUCCUCCAUCUAUUUCAACUGUCGUCGAUUAAAAAGACGUAUAAUCGAAGAAACAGAUAACUGCCGCCGAUUCAUAUUGGUGGAAGUUCCAACUGGAAUCGGCUUCACGACUGGAGCGUUUGGAUAGAGAACGUGGAUGGAAUGUAAUCUUACUCACGUUGAAUCAUGAAUACGCCAAUCCAUUCCUUAGAACGUGUCUCUUUAUACUCGCUGGCAAUCGAUGUCUGUCGCUCAUUGACUCUUCUCCAGUUUCUCGCCGCAACCUUGUCACGUUGCAGUCAAGCUCGUUGUUACAGGAAUGAUCCUUGUCACUUCGGAAUUGUAUCCGACUCUAAUUGCGAAUGAACCGCCGUAAUGACACGGUUCUUGACAUGUGUGUAACAUAAUGAUUGCGAUUAUAAUUAAGAUCAUCGUCCAAAAUACUCCGCCACUCGCGCUCUGUCGAUCCCCUCGGGACUUUCGACGUCAUCACUCUUGCAUUUUGUGGUUUCUUCAGUGGAUUAGUGUCAUUUAAAACGUUUUGCAUUUGGUAGUCCACAGAUACGAAAUUGACGGUUCUCGUCGGACUGUCUCUGUGAGAAGAGCAUCAAAGAGAAACAUACCUUUGAACCGCUUGAAUUUACGCGCGCGACGACGGCGGAGUGUCUGAACGAUGUAUUUAGGCGUAUAUCUUCUAUGGCGUGUAGGCUCUUUUACAAUUUGAGUAAGCCUGAUGAGGCUACGCAAAGGUAGGAUCUUGACAUACAAGAGCGAGAAAAAAGGGGAAAGAUAGAAGGGAUUGGAAACUUUGCUCUUAGACUCUUUCUCCGCACCAUUUCGUCGCCUUAGUGAUAUUUCGUACAUAUUUAUCUCGCCGUUCUUCCGCGUCACGUUUCCGGAGGAACGUAAAUACACAAUCGCCGAAUUCUUGGCCCACAAAUUGACCGCGCGCGGACUGGUUCGUUGCAGAGAGACAGAAUUUGCCGGUCGAUAACGCGUUCUCUUCUUUUCGGCUGUCUCAACUACCAAGUCGCGAAAAUGUCCGUAACAAGGACCUGGAGUCGUAUCCGCUUUUUAUUUUAUUUUCUCCUUUUUCUAGUUUAUAGUAGAUCUUGAAAUAGCGCUACAAUUCGCGACGCGCGCUAGAUUCAAUUCGCUCGACUCGUUGUCGUGGCCGUUGAUUUGCCGCUUGGACGUCGAGCGCUUGUAUUAUAUUGGAUAUGUGCGGCGUUAACGCGCGUUCGACAUAUUCCUUAAGUAAUAUAAUUUAAUAGGCCUUACUCCCGAUGUAAUUAAUUAUUGCGAUUCUCCGGCCGAUCUCGGGGAUCGCGCGAGCGCGUUACGCAUUUAACGACGUCUCUUAUUUCCGGCUGUGCCACACAAUCGAAUUUGUCUGCGCCUCUCGCGCGCGCGUACACGCGCACAAACAUCAACGCGCGACGCCGUCGUAUACGUAUACGGAACAUGCCGGUUUAAUUCUUCGCGAUACAAUCUAACGCCUUAGAAUCUGCCCUUCUCCCGGCGUCCAGUAACUCGCACUAUGUGUAUCGUCCAGGGUCUCGCCGAUGACACUUUCGAUUACUGUUAUCCGUUUCAUUCCGCGGAGACAAAUUCACGGCCGAAUGUCUCUACAACGAAACGAUCGAUCGAGAUAGGUAACGAGGUGACACGCGCAUACGACGCAUCUCCACGCGCUGUUAAUACCUGCCCGAUGAUAUUUAUAUUUGCCGUUUCACUGUGUAAAUACUUCUUUACUCGCAUAAUAUUAUAGGAACACGAUUGUACCAGCGUACUUUAUAGCGCGUAUACAUAUUAUGUAUAUAUACAUAUGUAUGUAUAUGUAUAUAUGUAUGCUUAUAUGGGUAUACAUACAUAUAUAUACACAUAUACAUAUAUACAUACACACAUAUAUAUAUAUAUAUAUAUAUAUAUAUAUAUAUAUAUAUAUAUAUAAAAGACUAUAUAAGAGUAACUGAUAUUAUCAACAGACUGUAAAUAAAAUUAUUUUGUAUGCCAAAAGAAACCAAAUGAGAGUUAACUCCGACACGGUGUCGCGUGCGUGUAGAAGGAAUGCAUAUAAGGGACGCGUAAACACAUAUAAUCCAUAAUUCGCACACAGAUACAUACAACAACACACACACAUACACACACACACACACGCGUUAAAUGCUCCUCAAAAGUGUAUAGUAAACGCGCCGUGAAGUCUACGUAACAAAUACGCAACGUUCUGCCGGCGAUGUGUACACGCGCCGAUUAUAUUAUACUUCGUUCAGCGAUACCACACAUGAGAUACAUAGACUCGGGGUGUGUUCGCGCUCGGUUGACGAUCGUCCAAUCGUAUUUUUUAAUACCAAUCGUUGACGAGAUCGACUUAAGUUAAGUUGGAAGUGAGAUGUGUUAUUAGAGAUUGUGUGCGUAAUGUAGCCAACGAUAAGAGAGAAAGUGUAAAAGGACAGAAAGACAGACAAACAGAGAGAGAGAGAGAGAGAGAGAGUGUGUGUGUGUGUGUAUGUGUGUGUGUUUGCAUUCGUGUAUGUGAGAGACGGGGGAGAGAGAGAAAGAGAAAAAAAAAAUAAGAGGAUACGUUGGACCAUCGCGCGUUAAUGUUAUUCGUAGCGGCAUUUAUUGUAAAGCAUGGACGUUUAUUUAAUUAAUUACAGACGAGUAUUCGCGCCUUUCCGUUGGGAAAGAAGUUCUUAAACUUGGCCGCUCGUUUCCGUUCCUUUCUUUCUCUCUUUUUUUUUGUUCUCUUUAGGAUUCUAGGAUUCUUUUUUUUUGCAAAAUCUUUCUUAUAACGCGCACGAUACAGCGUGUUUAUUCACGAUCGACUCAGUUGCAACGCAAAUUUAAGACGAAUCUGCAUUGUAUUAUUGCAAAACCGCGUCUUUAAUGCGCGUAUAUGAAUUCGACGAAUUUAAUGUGAAGUGAUCGAACAUCCGGUACGAUGAAAUUGUAAUGCCGUUUUACGAUAUCGCAGAAAUAUUUUUAAUUCUUGUUACAAAAGAGGAAAAGAAUGAAUGAUUGAGUGAGCGAGUGAAAGUCAAAACGGUGAGUGUAUUUUUUAUCGUACCGCUGUUCAUUGUAGCUUAACUGCGGAAUCUUUCGAUGCUAGAGAAAAAGAGAGGAAGAAAAAGAGAUACAGAAAAAUAGAGAAAAAGGAGAUAAGAAAAAGAGCAGCAGAAUUAGACGAUUUUUUAGUAAAUUUUUCGUUAAGCAUUUUUUGUUAAUUUUUCGGCUAUGUGGCGUUUAUCGCUUAUUCCUUCCACAGAUGACAUAUAUAAUUCUCACAAUCUCUUAAUGAUUAUAAGAGCUGUUGGGUGGAACACUAGCUGUUGGGUAUAAGUCGAUAGAAAAAUAUUAAUUUUAUCUAUAAUAUAAAAUAUUUUUUCAUGUCUUAAUAGUGAAAUACGUGUCCGUAAUUAUUUUUACAAGGUAAAAAAAUUUUAAUUCUUUUUGCGUUAUAUGGACUUGUAAAAAAUGCGAUAAGGUAGUUGUACCUAGCGCCUCUGUAAAAGUUCUUUUUAUUUGACCUUAAAAAUAUGAAACGUGACUAAUAUUUAGUUCAUUAUUAAUAAUGAUUAUUAGUUAAUUAUAUAUGUAUAUAUGUGUAUAUAUGUCAAUAUUUUGUGUAUAUGCAUUUGCAUAACGAUUUUUGCAUACUUUCUCAAGUAAAGUUAAAAUAUUGUGUAAAAUAGGAUUGCGAAUCACUGCUUUGGUUAUUACUUUGCAUGAUAAUCAGUUAUAACAGAAGCUGAAAUAACGAUACAUGAAGUAAAUAUAUCGAUCUUUUAUUAUACUUUUAUUUGAUAAAUAAGAGUAUAAUCAAUAUAUUUGUGUUUCUUCGAAUUUUCCGUUGCAGUUGCACAUAUUCCGUAUAAUGAUUACUUCAAUUCCCGCCAUAAUCGAUUACCGUAAAAGUUCGCGAGUAGUGACUCACAAUCGUGAACAUUUAAUAUGCUUCUAAUUUCAUAAAAAAGAAAGUGUAAAAACCGUUGUGCAAGCGAGAAUAUAGGAUAAAUUAUUAGAAACUAUCGCCUAAUAACUUAAUAAAUAUUGAUUUUACAGAAAAAUAUUUUAUAGACAAAAGUGGAAUGAUUUUUGAAGGGUUUAUAUUUUUUUAUUACUUCAUUUUGUUCCUAUGCGAAAGCGCCAUGAAGGUCAAUUCAAUUUUUUAAAGCUUAAAUAUCUCAUUUUUAAUAAAUUGUAACUGUAUUAACGACUGUAAACAAAAAGGAGGUGAAUCCAAUGACCUGUAUCGGUUGCCCUUUAGAUGGCCAUGAAAUUACAGGAAGUAUGAAUGAAAACAGUGAUAGAUAUUGAAUAAAACAAUGAUAUUGCGAACAAAAUACAGUUUUUUAUUUAAAUAAUAUGCUCGAAAUGUUUUACCAUAUUAACCUUACGACAUUAUUGAGCAUGUACUGUUUAAAAGAUGCACGAACCGUUUAUAACAUAUUCCUCAUAACUACUAUAGUUUACUUAUUAAUGAUUAAGUUAAGAGUUUUUUUAUUAAUUAUUAAAUUAAUAAAUUUAACAAGUUUAAUAAAUUAAAUAAUUUUAACAAACUAAAAAAUAUUAAAUUUAACAAAUUAAGUAACAAAUUAACAAGUUUAACAAAUUAAAUAACAAAUUAACAAGUUUAGUAUUUAGUAGAUUAACAAGUCUAACAAUAAAAAUAUCUAAAAUACGUUUUACAGAUGCCUUAAAGACAUAACAAAAAGGAUAACAAAUAGGAUAUUUUUUAGAGAUUUCUAAGAUGUUUUUUAGAUAUUUAUACUGAAUGAGUUAACAAUUUUCUUGUUAAUUAUUAAUGUUCCUUGUAAUCGUAUAUCUAUGUUUUCUGGAUUAAUGCAUCCCGAUACACUGCAUCUGUUAAGAUAUGUAAUAACGUACUAUAAAUACAUGCCUACAUAAUGAUUACAAGAAAUAUAUUAUAAACUAUUGUCCAUUUUUAGAUAGUGUGUUAAAAAAUGUCGAGAGGUGAAUAAUGAACAGUUUGAGCAUAUUAUUUAAAUAAAAAAAAUAUAUAUUUUGUUCAUUCAAUAUCAUUGCUUUAUUCAAUUCUUAUCAUCGCCUUCAUUUUUUACUUUUUAAAUUUCAAGAUCAUCUAAAAAUGAAAUGACACAGGUUAUCAGUUCUUUAUCGUCUAUAAUUGUAACUAAUUAAGAACAGAUCAUCCUAUCUAAAAGUAUAGAGAUUAUCUUCGUGUAUGACUUGGUAUUUUUAUAUAAGAAAAAAAUGAGGUAAGCAAAAUGCAGAUCCUUCAAAAUCAUUUAAUUUUUGUCUAUAAAAAAUAUUUUCCCAUAAAAUUAAUAUAUAUUACGUUAAUUUAAGCGAUUCUAGAAAUUCAUCCUAUGUAUACACACACAAAUACAUACAUAUAUGCAUAUAAUUACAUUAUCGAACAACUUGAACAUUCUGUUUCAUUCAACAGCUCGUAUCGACAUCAAUUAUGUAACAUUUGAAGAAUCGUCGAGGAUUGGCGGUAUUUGUCAUCGUUCGACCAUGUAAUCGCUAAUACGCGCGAAUGAAACAAAUGUGAGAGUGUGUGUGUAGUCGCACUUGUAGAGAGAUUACAAGCGAAACAAAGUUAUAAGUGAAACAAAGUUACAAGCAAAACAAAGUUACAAGCAAAACAAAGUUACAAGCGAGACGAAGUUACAAGCGAGACAAAGUUACAAGUUACAAGUGAAAGUCGAUUCGGAAUCGUGUCCACAAUACUGUACAUAAUAACUCUAACUGUAAGAAUAUUGAGAAAAUGAAGAAAAGAAAAAAAAACAACUUACUGUGCACGGGAAAGAGAAGGAAUGUUACUCAUUAUUUACCGCUCGUGAGCCGUGCAUUCCGUACUUUUACGAUUCAUCGGUCGUUCUCGGUCGCACUUGACACGUAAUAUUUCGUUCACCCUACUCCUCCUCUUUUUAGACUCUUUACAGAAAAAGAAAAUGAACAAAAGAAGGAAUGGUUUUAUUAUGGUAUACGCAGAAGAUACGAGCACAGGCGUUUCCCUUGCGACUAACCUGCAACAAUCGCAACGGACUCGCCGCUUCCGCUUGCAUAUUUGUCCUUGUGUAAUGUAGAGGAUGUACACGCUCGCGAUGUUAAAGUUUUGAAUGUUACGCACGCAGUGCGUAUGCAGUGCGGUCCGACCUGAAGUUCUGCGCGACCGGGAUCUAACCGAACCGAAUCGAGUUUGCCUAGUUUAAGGCGGCGUUCAAAAAUUAUCCUCAAUAAAGAGAGAAGUAAACGAUCAUUGAAACGAAUUGUCUCAAUGAAGUUCCUUCAUACUCCCGUUUUCUCGUCUACAUAUCUCACUGCAGUGCUCUCGAUAUUGUUGAACGACAAAUGUCAUCGCGCAAUUGUUCAAAAAUUUCGAGGAUGCGUGGUAAAGUAGCGCUGAAUUUGCGAGACGAGAACAACUCGCACACGUAAUUCAAGGGGUGUGUUUCACAUGGUGCUUGCCACGUGAUCAGAUUGCUCACGAAAGUUUCAUUGUGCAGCUAUUUUAUGAUACGAUUAUACCUGCGCAAUAAAAUUUACAUAUAUACAACUAUUUAAAAAAUAUAGGUCGUUCAAAUGAUUAGGCUCAUAACGUUCAUUCUGAAGAGGUGGAUCGGCGUGAGCGUCUAAUGAUUUACUGUUUAUACGUUUCAUUCGUGCGCUUGAGGUGCUACAGUAAUAUAAACGUGUUUGCGAUUAUGUGGCGAAAAUGACAUGUAAAGACGUUGAACAAAUGGAAGUUAUAUUGUACGAUCAUGAAAGAGACAAGAUAUAUGAAUUUAUUGCAAUCAUGGAUUGUUGAUGAGGCGGGAUUAUUUUCUGUUGUAAUCUGUUGUUUUACAAAGAAGAUCAGAACUGAUAAUGUUUAAAAUA
Odontomachus brunneus is the source of this 11873-nucleotide messenger RNA. Its product is annotated as cyclin-T. Gene Ontology annotation, biological process: regulation of transcription by RNA polymerase II; positive regulation of DNA-templated transcription, elongation. Bases 872 to 4756 code for a protein of 1294 amino acids. Gene Ontology annotation, molecular function: cyclin-dependent protein serine/threonine kinase activator activity. Lineage: Eukaryota; Metazoa; Arthropoda; Insecta; Hymenoptera; Formicidae. The transcript has 8 exons. Gene Ontology annotation, cellular component: cyclin/CDK positive transcription elongation factor complex; nucleus. The record is from RefSeq and is a predicted model, not a curated record.